Messenger RNA from Aphidius gifuensis, 1410 nucleotides. RefSeq names its product cilia- and flagella-associated protein 45. The annotation marks the transcript as partial. The record is from RefSeq and is a predicted model, not a curated record. The transcript has 3 exons. NCBI's taxonomy places the organism in Eukaryota, Metazoa, Arthropoda, Insecta, Hymenoptera, Braconidae.
UUACCAUGUAAAAAAGUUGAUAAUAAAAUACAAGGUAAUAAUCAAAUAAAGCCAAAAAUAAUAACAGCCCAAGAAUAUGAAUAUUUUAAAUCAAUAGCAAUGGAGGGUUUAAUGACAAAAGAUGAGAAACAAUUAAUUGAAAUGAAUAAUGAAGAAAAAAAAAAAAAGUUAUAUGAAGAAUGUAUGAAACGUAAAGAGGAAAUAAGAAAAAUGGAUUUUAAUAAAAUAAAUAAUAAUAAAUUAAAUAAUAAAAUUGAUUUACUUGAGGAUGAUAUUAGACAAAAAAAAUUGCAUAUUCUUGAACGUGCUAAUGAUUUAAAACUUGAACAAGAAGAAGAAAUUCAAAUUUGUAAUAAAUUAAUUCUUGCAACAAAAUGUCGAGCAAUAAGAGAUGCUCAGGUUGCUGAAAAAAAAUUAAUUGAAAAAGAAUUAAUUGAUGAAGAAAAACGUUUAAAUGAUAUGAUGGAAAAUGAACGUUUGUUAAAAAUAAAAGAUGAAGAAAAAAAAUUAAAUGAUGAAUUAAUACGUAAAAAAAAAUUUGCAAUAUUAUUACGUAAUCAAAUAAUUGAAAAUGAAGAAAAAAGGUUUAUUGAAUUUGAAAAAAAACAAGAAGAGGGUAAAUUGAUUAAUAAAAUUAAUGAAGCAUGGCAAAAUGAUGAAACACAAAAGGCUAUUAAUAAAAAAAUUGAAAGAGAUAAAAUACGUUGUCAAAUUGCUGAAGAAAAUAAUAAAUUAAUUCAAUUUAAAGAAAUUGAACGUGAAGAAGCUAAAAUACUUGAUAUGAGGAUACGUGAAUAUCAAAAACAAAAAGAAGAACGUGAAAAAGAAAUUGAAGAAAAAAAACGUAUUGAAAAACAUAAAAAAGAUAAUGAAAAAUUAAAAAUUGCUGAAAAAUCAAUGGAAACACGUAAUUAUCAAGAAAAAAUUGAUGAAUUAAAUGCAACACGUAUACAAGAAGAAGUUGAACGUAAUUGGCGUAAACGUGAAAAAGAAGCAGCAAUAAAUAAAUUAAAACAACAACAAAAAUUAAUUGAUGCACGUAAUGAACAAAUUAAAUGUCGUAAAAUAAUACAAGCUAUGGAAAUUGAACGUGAUAAAUUGGAAUUUAAUAAAAUAUUAAAAAUACAAAAAGAAGCAUUAUGUCGUGAUAAAAAAGAACGUGAAAAUAAAUUAAAACAAUCACAACGUUAUAGAAUACAAAUAUUAAAACAAGUUAAUGAUAAAGAAAUUGAAAAAAUUGAAACACGUAAAAAAAUGUUUGAAGAAGGUAUUGCAUUACGUGCUGAACUUGAAAUGCGAAAAAAAAAAUUAAAAAAUGCUAUUGAAAAAAAAUGUGAAAUUAUGAGAGAUAACAAAGUACCAGAAAUUUACAUAAAUGAAGUUAAAAAUCUCAUUGAAAAAAUUAAAUAA